Molecule: messenger RNA, 2113 nt
Organism: Myripristis murdjan (pinecone soldierfish)
Lineage: Eukaryota; Metazoa; Chordata; Actinopteri; Holocentriformes; Holocentridae
Gene: prpf38b
Product: pre-mRNA processing factor 38B
Exons: 7
Coding region: 231-1703 (490 amino acids)
Source: RefSeq, a predicted model, not a curated record
UGACGCACACGUUACGUUGAGUCGCGGCCAGUGCACUGCACCACCGUUGUGAACGGUUCCGUUUCGCAACAGCACUUUACGACGACGGCGGGAACUUCUCGCCGUUAAUUUAAUCCACGUCUUUAAUAACUACAGAAACGGUUAACGGUCAGAGACGGUAUACUGAUGGAGUUCUAAUCGGAAAGACACUGACUUGGAAACUGAGGUUGGCGGCGUUGGAUUCAGCCAUCAUGGCUAACGUCGGAAAUCAGCAACAAGCACAGGCCGUUAGCAAGCCUGCACCAGGGAAACAUGGAAAUGUAUUGCCCCUGUGGGGCAACGAAAAGACUAUGAACCUAAAUCCUAUGAUUCUCACCAACGUGCUGUCUUCACCAUAUUUCAAAGUUCAACUGUAUGAACUAAAAACUUAUCAUGAGGUUGUGGACGAAAUCUACUUCAAGGUGACUCACGUUGAACCUUGGGAAAAGGGAAGCAGAAAGACUGCGGGCCAAACUGGAAUGUGCGGAGGGGUGCGUGGAGUUGGGACUGGUGGCAUUGUGUCUACUGCUUUCUGUCUUCUGUACAAACUGUUUACCCUCAAGCUGACACGCAAACAGGUGAUGGGUCUGAUCACCCACACAGACUCUCCCUACAUCAGAGCACUUGGCUUCAUGUACAUAAGAUACACUCAGCCCCCCCCAGAUUUGGUGGAGUGGUACGAUGGCUUCCUGGAUGAUGAGGAGAUGCCCAUUGUGCAGCAGGAGCUCGACGUGAAGGCAGGAGGCGGCUGUGUGAUGACCAUCGGAGAAAUGCUGCGCUCCUUCCUGACCAAACUGGAGUGGUUCUCCACUCUUUUCCCUCGUAUCCCAGUGCCUGUGCAGAAAAUGAUUGACCAGCAGAUGAAGGCUCGACCUCGUAAGAUUCCUCAGAAGGAGGCACAGGAGGAAGCAGCGUACACAGAAUCAGGGAGGCCAGGGGAACGCCGCCGCUCCAGAAGCCCCCGGCGGACACCAACUCCCAGAAGGUCUCCUAAACGGUCAAGGAGCAGGAGCCACCAUCGUGAGCGGGACCGCCAUGGCCCCAGUUUUGACCGCGAGCUGGAGAGGGAACGAGACCGGCAGAGAAAGGAGAGAGAGGGCAGGGACAGGGACAGAGACAGAGACAGGGACCGGGACAGGGAAAGGGAGAGAGAGAGGGCCGAUCGAGGAGAUAGGGAGAGACGACGGUCCCGCAGCACAGACAGAAACCAAGACCGGCGAGAACGCCGACGGAGUCGCAGCGGCAGCCGGGAACGAAGGAGUGAACGAAGAGACAAAGAGAGGGACGGGGGUGAUGACAGGAGCAGGAAGAAGGACAGGGAUCACCACAAAGAUAGGGGCGGUGACAGGGAGCGGUCCAGAGAUAAGAAGAGCAGGGGAGAGGCUGAUGAGAGGAGACACAAAGAUGACAGGGACAGGCACAGGGAGGAGAGGAAGGCCAAACGCUCCAGCCGGAGCCGAAGUAGGGAGAAGAGGCACAAAAGUGGUAGAACAGACGGAGAGGAAAAGAGCCGGAAAAGGGAGCGCAGUCACAGCAGAGAGAGGGACAGGGACAGAGACGGAGAGCAGCGUUCUCACAAACGUAGUCACAGCAAAGAGAAGAGCCAUCGUCAGCGAGAGUCCAGCAAUGACCGUGGUAAACAUGAACGCCGUAGGAGCCAGAGCAUCGAGAAAAUGUCCCCUUAGAGCAAUAUCAAUCAACUUCUUGUUUCUUUCCUUUCUCUUUUUCUACUUGAUUGUCUAGUCUGCCACUUGUGCUAAAGAGAGGAAAUGUUAGCACGACAGACAUCUGAAAUUGUCUCGUUUGGCCAAUGUAAUGUUGCUUUAUGUUUUAUCUUUUUCUGACUUUUCACUCCCCUGUAGCGCAUUGUUAGUCUUCACUUUGAAUUUCAAAAGUAUGCCAUUUUAAUUUUCUAUGGUUCAUUCUUUUUUUCUCCCAGGAUGUCAUGGCUUUGUACAUAAGUGAGAACAUUUUAAUCCUCUGGGGCAGUCUGCAGAUGGGAAUUUUUACCACACACUGAGCCCUGCUUGUACUGUGUUUGGGUUAUUGCUCCGUUGCAUUUUGUUUUCUAAUAAAACACUUUUACGGAAGGAGA